AUGUAGCUGAUCAAUCGUUUCUUCUAUCAAUUUAGCAAAGUUAAUCUUCCAAAAACGAUAGGAGUAUUGGGAUAUGGAGCAAUCGGAAAAGCCUUCACAGAAGUAUUGUUAAAGUAGCAUCCAGAGGCUAAUGUAGUGGCACUUGAUAAAUACGAUGCAUUUUUUCCAAAUGAGAAAAGGUUUAAGACUAUAAUUUAAAAACGAACUAGAGAAAACAUAACACAAACUUUGGAUGUUAUGGGCUUAAGGGAAGGAGAUACACUAGUUGACUUGUCAACAAAUAUUGAAUUUUCAGAAAUUUGGGCACUGUGUGCCAAAAAAGGUGUUCGCUAUCUGAAUACUGCCUUGGAAGUAUGGGAAGACAGUGAAGAUGCUAAUUCAUGUCCUGAAAAUGCAGAAGAAGCAUAUAAAUUGACAUUAGGAUAUAUCAAAGACAAUGCCAAGAAAUCUCCAUUUUGGUCAAAUGGACCUACUGCUUUAUUAGAAACGGGAUUUAAUCCAGGAGUUGUAUCUCACUGUGUUAAAAGAGGUUUGGAGGAUUGCGCAAAGCAUUAUCUUGAGAAUCCUCAAAAAAAAUAUGAUUUAGGAAAUUUAAGAAAAUAUUUGAAAGAAAAAAAUCAUUCGAAAUUAGCACAAGUACUUGGAGUACAUACAAUUCAUUGCUCUGAAACUGACAAUUAAUUAAUGGCUGAAAUACCAAAGGAUUUAAAAACAAAAUUCUAUAAUACAUGGUCAUGCAGAGGAUUCCUUACUGAAGGACUUGUCCCUAUUCAAGUAGCAAGAGGUUCACACGAAGAUAUGCAAAUACCUAAUUGCUAUACAAUUAGAGAUGGCAAGACAAUCGUCUCAAGAAAACCAUCUGUUUAAACUUGGGCUAGGAGUUGGGUGCCUAAUGAAGAUAUUAAAGGUGUUUUGAUUCCUCAUGGUGAAGCUUAUUCCAUAUAAGACUAUUUAAGUGAUCCAGAGACAGGAUACUCGCCAUCUUAAUAUUAUGUUUAUGAUUAUAAUCCUUUGGCCAAAGAGUUCAUCAGGAACUUACCUCCUAAUGCUACUAUAGAUAAUACUCAUCCUUAGACGGAAGUUAUUCACCCAAUGAACCACACCUCAUUGAAAGGUUGGGAUAAAGUCGGAGCACUCUUGAUUAUGAAAGAUAAUAGAGCUUGGUGGACAGGGAGUAUUAUGGAUGAAAUUGAUUGCUCUAAUAUGUAUAAGGGAAUGUUUGGCCCAACUGUCUUAUAAGUUGUGGCUGGAGUUUAUGGAGGAUUCUUGUGGACUUGUUAACAUCCUAAUAAUGGAGCCCACUUCUCUGAAGAUGUUGAAACUGAUGAUCUUAUUCGAAUUGGUGAACAUCUAAUGGGUAGAUUCAUUUCCAUCCCAGUGGAUUUGACCAAAACUAAGAUUAAGGAUUGUUAUAAAUUGCAAAGCUUUCUAUGCCAAUAAAUUUGA
This is a messenger RNA of Paramecium tetraurelia, 1446 nucleotides long. RefSeq lists its product as uncharacterized. The record is from RefSeq and is a predicted model, not a curated record. The transcript has 6 exons. Lineage: Eukaryota; Ciliophora; Oligohymenophorea; Peniculida; Parameciidae.